GGGCAGGUAGACAGAUUCUAUACGCUGGACGACAUGGAGGCUGGGAAACACAGCCGCUGCUGAUAGUUACAUUUACAGUUUACACUAAACACGAAAUUGGCAUCAGUAAAGCACUGACACCUUCUUCGGGACACAGGUAGGCUCUGGUUGAACCGUUGGCCAAAACAUGGAGUCCAUGCUUAACAAGCUGAAAAGCACCGUCACCAAGGUGAAAGCGGAUGUCGCCAGUGCAGUCAUGGGUAACCCGGUCACCCGAGAAUAUGAAGUAGGCCGGCACAUUGCCAGCAGUGGACCAGGGCUGUGCUGGCGAAUUUACAGUGGAGUCAAGAACUCCACGAAACAGGAAGUAGCAGUGUUUGUUUUCGAAAAGAGACUGAUCGACAAGUAUCAGAAGUUUGAAAAGGACCAGAUUGUUGACUCUCUGAAAAAAGGAGUCCAGCAGCUGACCCGCUUACGACAUCCUCGCCUUCUCACUGUCCAGCACCCGCUCGAGGAGUCGCGAGACUGUCUGGCCUUCUGUACAGAGCCUGUCUUUGCCAGCUUGGCCAAUGUUCUGGGUCAGCAUGAGAACCUGCCCUAUCCACUUCCAUCAGAGCUCAGCGAGUACAAAUUGUACGACGUGGAGACCAAGUAUGGCCUCCUACAGAUCUCAGAGGGCUUGGCCUUCCUCCACAAUGGGGUGAAGAUGGUCCAUGGAAACCUGUGCCCAGAGAACAUCAUUGUGAAUAAGAGUGGGUCCUGGAAGAUCAUGGGCUUUGACUUCAGCAUUUCAUCCACCAACCCGUCAGAUCAGGAGCCCACGUACUCUUGUAAGGAGUGGGAUCCCAACAUGUCGUCUCUCUGCCUUCCGAACCCGGAGUACCUCGCCCCCGAGUACAUCCUGUCGGUCAGUUGUGAAACGGCCUCUGACAUGUACUCCCUGGGCGUGGUCAUGCAUGCCGUCUUCAGCGAGGGGAAGCCUGUCUUCCAGGUCAACAAGCAGGACAUCUUCAAGAGCUUCAGCAGACAGCUGGACCAGCUGAGCCGACUGAAGCCAGGGGUCCUCACCAAGAUCCCUGAAGAGGUACGGGAGCAUGUAAAGAUGCUCCUGAGCGUUACGCCCAACGUCCGUCCUGAUGCUGACCAGAUGACCAAGGUUCCGUUCUUCGAUGAUGUUGGAGCAAUGACGUUGCAGUACUUUGAUUCCCUCUUCCAAAGGGACAAUCUGCAGAAGUCCCAGUUCUACAAGGGCUUACCCAAGGUUCUGCCCAAGUUGCCCAAGCGCGUGGUGGUGCACCGAAUCCUGCCAGCACUCUCCUCCGAGUUUGUGAACCCGGACAUGGUUCCCUUUGUCCUGCCCAACGUGCUGCUGAUAGCUGAGGAGUGCACAAAGGAGGAGUACGUGCGUCUGAUCAUGCCUGAUCUCGGCCCGGUCUUCAAACAGCAAGAACCUGUGCAGAUCCUGCUGAUCUUCCUGCAAAAGAUGGACCUGCUGCUGACCAAGACUCCUGCGGAGGACAUCAGGAACAGCGUGCUGCCCAUGGUGUACCGUGCGCUGGAGGCUCCCUCCAUACAGAUCCAGGAGCUGUGCCUGAAUAUCAUCCCCUCCUUUGCAAAUCUGAUUGACUAUCCGUCCAUGAAGAACUCGCUGGUCCCACGAAUCAAGUCCGCCUGCCUUCAGACCUCCUCCCUGGCGGUGCGGGUCAACUCCCUGGUGUGUCUGGGGAAGAUCCUGGAAUACCUGGAUAAAUGGUUUGUCAUCGACGAGAUCCUGCCUUUCCUGCUGCAGAUUCCUUCCAGGGAGCCUGCUGUGCUUAUGGGGAUUCUGGGGAUCUACAAGUGCACCUUCUCCCAUAAGAAACUGGGGAUCCCAAAAGAGCACCUGGCGGGGAAGACCAUUCCCCAUCUGGUCUCCCUCAGCAUCGACAACAACCUGAACCUCAACCAGUUCAACUCCUUCAUGGCGGUGAUCAGAGACAUGCUGAGCCGAAUGGAGGCGGAGCACAAGACCAAACUGGAGCAGCUGCAUGCCAUGCAGGAGCAGCAGAGGUCACUGAACAUCUCAAACCCGCUAAGCCAAUCCGAGGAAACCAAGUCCACACCCAGCCCUGGCAACCAGAUUGAUGGCCUCUUCGGAGGGAACUCUACGAGUGCCGGGCAGAAUGGGAAAGAGAAUGGAUCUUCUGUGCCUGCUCCACAACCAUCCCGAGUGUCUCUCACCCUGGAGGAGAAGCAGCGUUUGGCAAAGGAGCAGGAGCAAGCAGCCAAACUGAGGACUCAGCAGCCUCUCACCCCCAAUGUCAUGAAAGCAGCCGCAUCCACCCCUCAGGCGAAAGAUCUGACCAGCAGUCUGAUGAACAGCAUGACCUCACUGUCCCUCAGCUCCGGCCCCCGGCAGGGAGGGGCCGUUUCCACCGGCUUCCCCUCGGUGGCCCCCAUGGGCGGGGUGGGCACCAUGGGAACCAUGAGCAACGGGUUCGGCUCGGGGAUGGGCUUCCCGCCGGCGGGGAUGAACAUGGGCAUGCGCCCGUCUGGCCCCGGGGCCCCUGUGUACGGGGGCCUGGCCACCACCACCAGCACCCCAAACUUCUCCGCCCUCGCCCAGACCCAGGCCAGCAAGCCCCCGGACAUGUCCGCCCUCGACUCCCUCUUCACCCCGCAGAAGCCCAAAGUCACCCUCAACCAAAUGACCCCCGUGCCCACACCCGCUCCCAGCCCGUGGCUCAACCAGUUUGGGUCCCAGCAGCCUGCCCAGGCGGCGGCCCUGCCCAUGGGCACUGCCCACGCGGGGUUCGGCAUGCAGGCCAAUCCCUUCUUCAGCCCGCAGAACUUCUCCCAGGCCACGGCCGCGCCCAUGGCCGCUCCGCCCAUCAACCCUGGCGCCCUCAGACAAAGCGCCUCUGCCAACAACGACCUGAAGGACCUCUUCGGCUAGAGCCUCGUUCACAUACCCACGCCUUUUCACUCUGAGACCCAACGGGAGGAAAACGCAGAGACUCUGGGUGACCGAUAGCGAUCUUGUUGAAUUUAAUCAAGUGGAGGUCCCGGCUUAUUGUUAAUUACAUUGAAUGUGAUCUGAUUGUGGCUUAAAGUCCCUUCAAACUGCAGACCUCAGUGAGUGGAGCCCAGAGGCAAAGGAGGACCUUUCUACCAUGUCCCAUCACUUACCCUAGGGAUUGGUUACCAUGUCUAGCCCACAUCUGGGAGAUUUUGCUCAUAUACUGAGUCUAAUCAACUAUACCGGGGGGUUUAUAUGGUGUCCCAUCAGUAACGGAGGUUUAGAUACUGUACCGCAUCAGUAACCGUGGGUGCUGGGUUGAGAUCAACUCGAUAAGCUGUGCUGCCAUUGUUCCCCAGAUUCCCAUAUCAGCACUGAAAGGAUCACGUGGGUCCAGCCGAGACCAGCGUGUGUGUGUGACCCACCCAGGAGCAGUAGACCAGCCAGUCUCCACGCUGAUGCGGUUUCCCCUCUGUCCCUUUUGCUUCCCACGCUCCAGGCCGCUACGCAGGGCCUCUGUUACUGUCUCUGCCGCUAGCCGAAGCUGCCCAUCCCCCCCACAGCAUGAAGGACUCGCACGCGUUAGGCAGCCACACCAAUCACCCGCUGUGUCUCGGGCAGCUCUGUUUUGCAGUUUGAGUUGAGUGUUGUUUUUUGUUUUUGUUUUUUCCAGUUUGCUGGGUGUGGGACCAGGUGGUGUGACCCUAGCUGUCUCGCCCAUUCUCUCUCCCGCACGCACUGGGAGAUAACGGCCUUCUCCUCACCGAGGGAGAGGGAGGGUGUGGCCAGAGGCCUCGUUGCUGUCGUGUGUGUGAGGGUGAAUGAGGGUGAAUGCUGCCAAUCUUGCCUCUUCAGCAGGAGAAUAGAUGUGAGAAUGUGAAAGGGUGAAUGCUGUCGGCCAUUUUGAAGUUUAUGAGUGAAUGUUGCUGGGUUCCUUUGCGGUGUGAAAGGGUGAAUGUUGCUGGCUUCCUUUGCAGUGUGAAAGGGUGAAUGUUGCAGGGUUCCUUUGCAGUGUGAAAGGGUGAAUGUUGCUGGCUUCCUUUGCGGUGUGAAAGGGUGAAUGUUGCUGGGAUCCUUUGCAGUGUGAGGUGUGAAAGGUGUGCUGUUCUGCUGAGUAAAUGAAGUGAGUCUGUACAUGGGGAACGCCUGGCCACAGCAGGUCAAAUAAGUGCUGUAUUUACCGUCCUUAUACCUGAGGUGGAUAUAUUGUGCGCUUUUGCGUUUAUGUGCAUUGGCCUCUUCAUCGAGCCUUUCUUCCUACCCCUCCCUGUCUGGAGCUGAAGGUGGGGUGCACCUAGGUCCCUCCACCAGGGCAGGUGACGGACGCAUUGGAGAAGUGUCCACAUUAUAUUAACUGUCGUACCACAGUGACCACACAGGUUUUUAAAAGUAUUUAUAACAGUUUUAUAUAUAGGAGGGAGUAUACAGUGGUAAUAUAUUGUGAAUGAAGUGUUCGAUUUAAGAUACUUGAUGCGUUCUGAUGGGAGCGCUGAUUAAAGGGGACCCUGCUCUUUCCUGCUGUGGCAGUGAUUAAUGAAAGGCCUUAAGAGGUGUUUGCAAUAAUUUCAUUUUGAGGCGGGUCGGUCUGCGUGGUUUUAUCUGCUGCUUUCUGUUUUUCCAUUUGCCUCUUGCAGAUUUCAGCGAGGAAGGAUCAUUUUAUACUGGCCACAAACCACACAAUUUGCGGUUUAUGUGAAUUUCUUUGAGGGCACCGUUUGGUGAAAGUCGCCCCCAGGGGGCAGUAAGGUUGUGACUGUGCAAAAUGCAGAAUGGACUUCCGGACUGCAGGCCUGGGACCUGUGAAUGCUGCUCGGGAGUUGAGAGAAACUGCUCUGCAUCCUCCCCCCUCACUGUUGUGGUGGCAUUUAUGUGAUGACAAAUUUGAGGAACCUGUGAGCACGAUUGCUACAUUUCCAAUAACACGACAAGGUUACUGCUGUCCCAACACAUUUGGUUUAAACCGAAAAAAGAGCAAAAGUCUAUUCUUUUACAAAACUUCUGAUCCUUUGUAUAUGAGAGAAAUAACUGUAUAACGUGUCUUUGUGAAAUUUGUAUUGUGAAUGGGGUGUUUGUGUCGUCUCAGUUCAGACUGAGGGUUGGAUCUUUCCUAGUCUUCGAUGAAAUCCUGUAAAUAUAUAUAAAAUAUACAUUCUAGUAUUCUUUAA
This is a messenger RNA of Conger conger (European conger), 5142 nucleotides long. RefSeq names its product SCY1 like pseudokinase 2 (gene scyl2). Lineage: Eukaryota; Metazoa; Chordata; Actinopteri; Anguilliformes; Congridae. Gene Ontology annotation, biological process: protein phosphorylation. The record is from RefSeq and is a predicted model, not a curated record. The coding region runs from base 167 to 2914 and encodes 915 amino acids. Gene Ontology annotation, molecular function: ATP binding; protein kinase activity. The transcript has 18 exons.